Linum tenue is the source of this 2782-nucleotide messenger RNA. Lineage: Eukaryota; Viridiplantae; Streptophyta; Magnoliopsida; Malpighiales; Linaceae. The record is from the annotation of a GenBank genome assembly.
AGAACUUCGCCGUCAGGUCUCCCAUGCCGUCGGGCAACAUCAUCUUCUACGACGCCAGGGACAUCCUGUUCUCGCCGUCCGACGGGGCCCACUGGCGGCGGAUGCGGAAGAUCUGCGCCAUGGAGCUGCUUGGGGAACGGCGGGUGAAGUCGCUCCGGCCCAUUCGAGAAGAAGAGGUCGGGAAGAUGGUGAAGUUUAUCCGCAAUCAGUCACGCGACACAAUCUUCGUAUUAGCGGUCGUGGCAACAAAGUACGGAGGAGGGAUGGUGAACCUGAGCGAACUCCUGAUUGCGGCAGCCAGCACGAUGGUCUCGAGGGCGGCGUUUGGAAAAAUCCGGGAGCUGGAGGGAUCUUUCCUGACGCUGGCACAUCGGGUCGUCCAGGCAAUGGGAGGGUUCAGCGUCGGGGACAUCUUUCCUUCCCGCCGGUUGUUGCGGUUGAUCACUGGAACAGAGAGAAAACUGAGGAAGCUUCACGAAGAAGGAGAUAUGAUCCUCCAAGAGAUAAUCGACGAGCACUUAUGCAGGCGAUCGACGGGAACUAGGAGAGAAACAUAUGAUGAAGGAGAAGAUCUAGUCGAUGUCCUCUUGAAUUGCACCGAUGACCACGUUGAGGUUAAAGCCGUCAUUUUGGACAUGUUCCUAGCUGGGGGUGACUCUUCUCCCGGUGUUGUGGAAUGGGCCAUGUCAGAGUUGAUGAAAAACCCAAAAGAGAUGGAAAAAGUGCAAAGAGAAAUGAGGCGUGUGUUCGACAAAAAAGGGAAAGUCGUGGAUGAAGCUUGUUUUGGUGAAUUACAUUAUCUCAAAUUGAUCGUCAAAGAAACUUUCAGAUUACAUCCUCCUGUUCCUUUGUCGAUUCCAAGAGAGGGUAGAGAAAAGGUUGUGAUUGAUGGAUACCAAGUUCCAACAAAAACAAGGGUCAUCAUCAAUAUGUGGGCCAUCAACCGAGAUCCCUCGCAUUGGACCCAACCAGAUCAAUUUUUGCCAGAAAGAUUCCUCGACACUUCCAUAGACUACAAGGAGUCACAGAAACAGAGAGUGAACUCAAACGAUCAUGAGAUGAUAAUCUCUUUGAUCACCAGUAACCCACUAAUCCUCCUCCUCAUCCUCUUCCUAACCCUUCUUCUAAUCCUCAAAUCCCAUCUCAAGCCGAACAAUUCAACCUUUCCCCUGCCUCCAGGGCCAUGGAAGCUCCCCAUCAUCGGAAACAUCCACCAGCUCGCCUUCUCCUCCAACUCCGCCCUCAUCCACCACCGCUUCGCAGAAUUAGCGAAGCAGUACGGGCCCGUGAUGCAUCUCCAGCUCGGGGAGACCUCGAACGUGCUGCUGUCGUCCCCUGAAGCAACCAGGGAGUAUCUCAAAACCCACGACCACAACUUCUCGUACAAGUCUUACACGCCGUCGGCCAGCAUCAUCUUCUACGGCGGCAGGGACAUCGCUUUCUCGCCGGAGGGGGAGUACUGGCGGCGGAUGCGGCGGAUCUGCACAUCGGAGCUGCUGACGGAGAAGCGGGUCCGGUCGUUGCGGCCGAUUCGCGAGGCAGAGGUCGGGAAGCUGAUGAGGUCGAUUCGUGGUCGGAGCGAGAAGCUGAGAUCAGAGCCCAACAGUACUUCUGGCUCCGCCGCGGAUAGCGUCGGCGGCGGCGGGCGAGCGGUGAACUUGAGCCAACUACUGAUCUCGAUGUCCAGAGCCAUGACAUCGAGGACGGCGUUUGGGAGGAUCCGGGAGCUGGAGGGAGGUUUCCUGCCGCUGAUGCGUCGGAUCACCGAGCAGCUUGGAGGGCUCAGCACGGGAGACAUCUUCCCUUCCCACAGAUGGUUGCAUCGGAUCACUGGAACAGAGAGACAGCUGAAGAAGCUCCACAAAGAAGCAGAUGCCAUGCUUCAAGGUAUAAUUGACGAGCAUUUAGCAAAAAGAUCAGGAGGAAUGGAGGGAGAGGAUCUUGUUGAUGUGCUGUUGAGGUGCACAGAAGACCACAUUGAGGUUAAAGCCGUCAUCUUGGACAUAUUCCUAGCUGGGGGUGACCCUUCCCCUACUAUCAUUGAAUGGAUCAUGGCCGAGUUGAUGAAGAACCCUAAAGAGAUGGAAAAGGUACAAAUAGAAGUGCGAGGUGUGUUUGAUGGAAAGGGGGGAGUAGUAGAUGAAGAUUACUUCGAUGAACUACACUAUUUCAAAGCCGUCGUCAAUGAAACUUUCAGGUUACAUCCUCCUGCUGCUUUGUCGCUACCAAGGGAGAGUCCGGAAAUGGUUGUGAUUGGUGGAUACCAGAUACCAACGAAAACAAGAGUCAUUGUCAAUAUGUGGGCUCUCGGUCGAGAUCCCUCGCAUUGGACCCAACCGGAUCAAUUUAUGCCGGAGAGGUUCCUCAACACGCCUCUCGAUUAUAAGAGGAAUGAUUUUAAAUUCAUCCCAUUUGGAGCUGGACGAAGAAGCUGCCCGGGCAUGAACUACGCGAUUGCUACCGUGUAUCUUAUACUCGCCAAUUUGCUCUAUCAUUUUGAUUGGAAGCUCCUGAAUCAAAUCCAACCCCAAAAGCUUGACAUGUCCGAAGAAUUUGGAGCCACGGUUGAAAGAAAAAAUAAUUUGUAUCUCAUUCCCACCCCUUACAAUGCACCCUAGGUAGCAAGUAAUGAGGUGAUGAAUUAAGUCAAAGUGGUGUGUGUUUCCAUUUGUUUCCGGACAAAAAUGCGUGGUUUGGGGUUUCCGUCUAGCCAGAGUCUCUUUUUGUAAUGCGUUUUCAUUUCAAAAUGUAAGAAGUAAUAAAAUCUCUCGUCUUUCUUCUG